This is a messenger RNA of Verruconis gallopava, 1023 nucleotides long. RefSeq lists its product as uncharacterized. Lineage: Eukaryota; Fungi; Ascomycota; Dothideomycetes; Venturiales; Sympoventuriaceae. Bases 99 to 590 code for a protein of 163 amino acids. The record is from RefSeq and is a predicted model, not a curated record. The transcript has 2 exons.
ACUUAACCUACGCGAGUCAAAACUCCGGGUCUAUAUUUUAGCAAAACUUAGUACAACCUUAAUCCGAUGUUGACAUUUUCGCACACCAUAUAUUGAAUAUGGCGCAAGCAGACACGUCCAACGCUGAGCGCAAAAUGUCCGCAUGGGCGGACAAGUAUAGAGGGGCGACAGUGGCGGAUCUUGACCCACCUUCUGCGCUCUCAAUCAAGCCCUCCGACUCCAUAGCCCAUGCCUUGAUGUGUGCUUUCGAACGAGAUUAUACCCAUCUCACCGUCGUAUCUGGCGAGAAUCGUUCGCUACUAGGAUACCUUAGUAUCCCACGGCUAAAGGAGCGUCUUAAAUCUGGUGAAGUCAAGGAGACCGACACCGUUGACAAGGCAAUGCUGAAAUUCAACCGUAAGAAGGGCAACGUGUAUAAAAUAAUCACAAUGGACACCCCUCUCGAAGAGCUUGAAGCAUUCUUCGAUGGUGGGCCGGAUGGGAAGAGCAGUCAGGAUUUUGCGGUGGUGACAGAUUACAGCAGGCGGUUUGUGCUGGGCGUUGCAACAAGGAGUGAUCUCGAAGAAUUUGUGAAGAGGCGACCUGCUUGAGACAGGGAAAGUUCGGUCCGGAACGGAGGCAAGCAAGUUGAGCCUGUACAAGACCAUAAGAUCGCCAUUCGAUUAGAGGACCAAAAUUGCAAUAGAUCAGUGUCCUCAACGAGUUCGGCCACUCGGCUUCAACGACGUGUGGUAUGCACAACCAGACUGGUAACAUCUGCGUUCAAAUGUACCUUACCAAGGGCUUAGGACCUUAUGGCAUUAGUGUCGCCAACCAGAAGCAGAUGGCGAAUAUUUCUCAUCAGAUUCGAGAUGAAUGAAAUGCGGUAGCGAGGAUUGGGGUGUCUUAAUAAGACCGAAGAAGUUGGGACCAUGGGAGCCAUUGACAAUGAAUAUCAUUGUUUCAAUUGGUACCUGAUUUUAUGUAACACAACAGCGGGAAUGCAAAGGAACCGCAAACUGCCUUGUUCAACACAGAACGCAC